Candoia aspera is the source of this 2536-nucleotide messenger RNA. It is a transcript of the gene SLCO4A1, whose product is annotated as solute carrier organic anion transporter family member 4A1. Gene Ontology annotation, molecular function: protein binding; thyroid hormone transmembrane transporter activity. The record is from RefSeq and is a predicted model, not a curated record. Bases 48 to 2240 code for a protein of 730 amino acids. The transcript has 11 exons. Lineage: Eukaryota; Metazoa; Chordata; Lepidosauria; Squamata; Candoiidae. Gene Ontology annotation, biological process: transmembrane transport; sodium-independent organic anion transport. Gene Ontology annotation, cellular component: plasma membrane.
AGAGAGCGAGAGAGCUGAGAACAGCGGUUGGCCCCUCUUUGGUGGAAAUGUCUCACAAGCUGGUGGGAGAAAAUGGCUUCCACUGUGCCCAUAAACUUAUUUUUUCUAGCACAUCCAAGCCAGCAGACAGCAGCCCUCCUUCAGAUACUCCCAGUCCCCAGGAAUCCUGCACCACUCCUUUGAGCAAUGGGAAGUUCUAUUCCAACACAAACAGCCCAUCAGAUUCCUGCAUGAAGCCUCUUUGUGAGGCAAGAUCCGAAAAUGGUAACGGGUUCAACAGCGGCAUUCAAUACAUCUCCACUGAGGGGGAGGUUCUCAUAUGUGGAUGGGGAGGUUUCACCCCAAGUUGUUUACAGUUUUUCAAUACGCCCAAAGGGGUUUUGUUCUUCCUCUGCGUGGCUUCCUUCCUGCAAGGCAUGACUGUGAAUGGCUUCAUCAACACUGUCAUCACGUCGAUUGAGCGGCGAUUUGAUCUUCAGAGCUACGAAAGCGGCCUGAUUGCCAGUUCCUACGACAUCGCCGCCUGCGUGUGUUUGACAUUUGUCAGUUACUUUGGGGGCAACGGGCACAAACCCCGGUGGCUUGGGUGGGGAGUUUUGAUCAUGGGGAUUGGGUCCAUCACCUUUGCAUUGCCCCACUUCACCACCAACCAGUACGAAGUCCAUUUUUCAGAGGAGAUUGGCACGUGUUCCUCCAACCACAGUGGGCGGUGCUCUGAAAGUGUCUCCACCCUCUCUAAUUAUCGGUUUGCCUUCAUGCUCGGUCAGUUUCUGCAUGGGAUUGGGGCCACGCCACUUUACACCCUUGGGGUGACCUAUCUGGAUGACAAUGUGAAGUCCAACUAUUCUCCUGUGUAUAUUGCUGUUUUCUACACUGCUGCCAUAUUGGGCCCUGCAGCUGGCUAUUUGGUUGGAGGCAUCUUUCUAAAUAUCUACACUGAAAUUGGGAAACAAAUUGAUCUUACACCAGAUAAUUCCCUAUGGGUUGGAGCUUGGUGGAUUGGAUUCCUGGGUGCUGGGGCCGGCUCCCUCUUAAUUUCGGUUCCCAUUUUGGGGUACCCUCAUCGUCUCCCAGGAUCUCAGCGUUACAUAGUCAUGCGAGUUUCAGAAACCCAUCAGUUGAAAGAUGGCAGCCAUAAGACAGCUUCAGAUCCUGAUUUUGGAAAGACGGUGAAAGAUCUGCCACAAUCACUUUGGCUGCUGCUGAAGAAUCCAACUUUCAUCUUCCUUUGCUUAGCUGGAGCUACAGAAGCUACCCUUAUUGCUGGGAUGUCGACAUUUGGCCCCAAAUUUCUUGAAUCCCAAUUUAGUUUAAGUGCCUCUGAAGCAGCAACUUUGUUUGGCUAUCUUGUGGUUCCGGCAGGAGGUGGAGGCACUUUCCUCGGAGGUUUCAUUGUGAACAAAUUCAAGCUGCGCUGCUCAGGGAUCAUCAAGUUUUGUUUCUUGUGUACCAUGUCAAGUCUGCUGGCAAUUUUUAUCUUUUUUAUUGAUUGUCCCAAUAUGCCCAUGGCUGGAGUAACUCAGAUGCAUGAUGGAAGCAUCCUACUGCAAGGUAACCUCAACCUGUCUGACCCCUGCAACAUGGAGUGCCACUGCCUGCGCGAGACCUACAAUCCUGUGUGUGGAAGCGACGGCAUAACUUAUUACUCACCCUGCCAUGCUGGAUGCAGGAAAGCAUCAAUGAAUCAUGAUAAUGGGGGAAAGGCUUAUCGUGAGUGCAGCUGCGUUCUUGGACCCACUACUCCUGUCCCUGGCUUGGCUACAGCAGGGAAGUGUAUGUCUUCAUGUGAAAGAAGGACUCUUCUCCUGGUUUUCAUGUUUGUGAUCAUUCUCUUCACGUUCCUAAGUAGUAUUCCUGCUUUGACAGCUACACUGCGGUGUGUUUCCGACAGGCAGCGAUCAUUUGCACUAGGAAUCCAGUGGAUUGUUGUGAGAACUCUAGGUAGCAUCCCAGGCCCCAUUGCUUUUGGGUCAAUGAUAGACAAGUCAUGUCUCCUGUGGCAGAACCAGUGUGGUGAACAAGGAUCUUGUUAUGUCUACCAGAACUCUGCCAUGAGUCGAUAUACCCUGAUUGCUGGUCUGUUAUUCAAGGUGAUGGGGUCAUGUUUCUUCCUGCUAGCCUGCAUGCUCUACAAGCCCCCUUCACCCGAAUCCCUCCCUGGAAGCUCUGCUGUCUCUGAAAAUGGCACCUGUGAUCCCCAGGAGAGCAGAUGUUCACAUCCGUCUCCAGACCACGUAUAGCCCUUUGGCAACCACAAAUAACUUUCAUACCAUCGCCAAGCAACUGUUCCAGAAGAACGUGUACCCAUCUCUUCCUGCAGGUUUUGCUUGUUUUCCCCUUUUGCAGGAAAAAUAAUUUCAUGAAGAUCUAGCAUAAUUGAGAUUUUUGUUAUGAGAAGCAAAAGCACACAGCAAAACUUGGGUACUAUUCUUUCCAUCAUGAAAAGAAGGGGCAGCAGUUGCAAGGAUCGUGAAGAGACUGAUUUCAUUUUUUUAUGGAUCUGUGCUGCUAUUCUGAGAUGGGAUGCCAUGGACUU